AUGAUUAGAUGUGCAAAGAAAACUAUUCCCCACGGCAAAACUAAACAAUAUCGAGUGUUUUGGUCUGAACACCUUGAGAAAUUGAAAAGAAAGCGGGACGCCCUUCGCAACACUGCUGAUCAGACUGGAAGAACGGAAGACGUACAAGUCUGGAGGCGACAAGACGCCCUUCGCAAAACUGCUGAUCAGACUGGAAGAACUCUGAUCAGACUGGAAGAACGGAAGACGUACAAGUCUGGAGGCGACAAUCAGCUGUCCUAA
Molecule: messenger RNA, 261 nt
Organism: Rodentolepis nana
Lineage: Eukaryota; Metazoa; Platyhelminthes; Cestoda; Cyclophyllidea; Hymenolepididae
Source: the annotation of a GenBank genome assembly